Rhipicephalus sanguineus (brown dog tick) is the source of this 3524-nucleotide messenger RNA. RefSeq lists its product as uncharacterized. Bases 449 to 2737 code for a protein of 762 amino acids. The transcript has 2 exons. The record is from RefSeq and is a predicted model, not a curated record. NCBI's taxonomy places the organism in Eukaryota, Metazoa, Arthropoda, Arachnida, Ixodida, Ixodidae.
ACCAUCGAUAGCCAGGGGAACUAUCGCUGUCCGCAGUUUUGGCAGACGAUACAGCGAGUACACACACACCCACGAGCUUACAGCGACUCUUGCGCGUUCCUUGUAUCUAGCUAGGCUUAAUGACCCGCCGAGUGCGUAUGUUCGAACUUUCGUGGGCUGUACGAAUGCCGCAAUCUGCCGCUACUGCCACUGAGCCGCCGAUGAACUGAGUGGCCGAUGAAGAAGAGCUGUAGGUAGCCGCUCAGUUGCGCUUUCUUCGGCUAUUGCUCGCGGACACGAGACCAGGACGACGUCGUCAAGACAGCUCAGUCGACGGACGUAAUGGCGCACACCGAUCUCGUGGACGUCUAGGGCUUGCACGGCGUUAACAGGUUCUCGUCGUCAGCUUUCCUGCGAAUAGGCGCCUCAGCAAAACUCUGUCGGGCAGAACCACGAGUCCAGCUGAGACAUGGGAAAAUCGCUCAGCCGCCACUGCUUGUCCAGUCGACGCGAGCGACCUCCUUCGGUCUUGUCGGUCGACGAGGACAUAGUGGGUCCCUGCACAGGCACCGCGGAGCCGGACUGCCCCUGCGUCAUCUUCAAGAAGCUCGAAGCCCUCAACAAUCGCCUGCGAUCAGUGCGACUUGAACUCGUGGAAGUCCUGCCCGGACAGCUGUCCCUCUCGUGGUACGAGUCGCCCUGGGAGUCGAGCAAGCUAGAGCCAGCCGCGACUUCUCAGUACGACCCCCGCAAGUCGCCGGCCCUCGGAAAUGUACGGGCACACCUCGCCGCCGCCGGUGACGACACUGCGCAGGUCACGGCGAAGGAGAUCGAGGAGAGAACGCGAGCCCUGACCCUCGUGCAAGACGUUCUCACGACUCACCGCUGCGUCAUCGCGGUCGAAGUCAACGGUCGCACGUUCGGCGGUCACGAAGAACUCAUACGAGACGCCAUAACGAGCGCCGGCUCGUCUCUAAGAGCCUUCAGGGUUCGCGACGUCUAUCGCGUCAGCCAGCGUCUCGUGGACGACCUGAGCGAGGCCGUGGGCUCCCUCAGCCAACUUCAAGAGCUCGCCUGGACCCACGACAAACUACAGAAGCCUCUCUCGGGCAGGCUGCUGACCCUCCUACGCACGUCGACGCUGACGUCUCUCGACCUAACCGAGGUUCACAUGCCAUUCCCGCACGCUGAGAAACUCUUCGGCACCCUCAAGAAGAACUCGAGCCUGAGGAAACUGACGCUCAGCGCUUGCCUCGUGAUCAGCGACCCGGACGAGACGAGCGGCCUGCUGCGGGACUACCUGAGCGGAGGGCACUGCGACCACCUGCUGUCCCUGACAGUACGAAAGAGCUGUACCAGUCAUCCGCCGUCCCUGAGCGCAAUCGUAGACGGCGUCUGCGACAACCGGUCGCUGCAGGACUUGAGCGUCGCGGGUUUCUUCCUGGGCCGGUGGAACUUCGCGGUCGUCGCCAAGUUGCUCAGCGAGAACCAGACGCUGCGGCGACUCACGCUCAUCGGGACCUCCUGGUUCGAAGUUUUUCAAGGCAGCUUCAAGUCGCGCGAGCAUUGGAAGAAGCGCGAGUCCGAGGCGCCCAACGGCUUUCCCCGAUGCCUCCGGGCGCUGGCGGACCACCGGUCGCUGGAGCAGCUCACCGUCGACGUCUCGACGUUCACGGUGCAACAGUGCUUCGCCUUCUGCGAGGCCGUUCGCGCCAACGAGGCGCUGAAUACCGUCACGCUGGCCCGCGUACGGAACGAGGACGUGGGCGCCUUCUGCGACGCCGUCCGGAAGACCGGCACCGAACAACGAAUUCGCCUGGACCACGGAUACGUCCUCAAGGAGGGCUGUUGCGACGACGUCGUCGAGUACCCCGCCCUGAUCAAGAACGUGGUGCUGGACCGAAACAACUUCCGCGAACCCCAGAUGAUCAACGAAGCUCUGCGAUCACUACCACGAUUCGGCCAGGUCAAUUCGCUAUCUCUCAGCGUGGUCAUCUCUCAGGAGCUGUUCGGCGUCGUCGCGAGUUUUCUGGAGGCGACGACGUCGCUCAGGAGGCUGGACCUCUCACUGCCCACGAGCGAACCGGGAAGUCGCGAGGCUCUGCUGCGCGUGCUCGCGCGAAACCGGAGUAUUCGAACACUGCGGAUCCACAAGAUGCGCUUCAGCGAUCCCGAGAUCCAACUGCUGGCCACGACGGUAUCGGACAGCUCGACACUGUGCGAGUUCGGGUUCUUCGUCGAAGACAACGACCGCGUCACGCUCAAGGCAUUCCUCUGCGCGUUAGAACCGUGGUUCUCCUGCAACUACUCCAUGCUGGAGCUCAGCCACAGUCCCGUCGAUGAUUGUCCUCAGUACCUGAGCGUAGAGCGGGUCCCGAGGCGCAACAUGGCGCUGGCCGUGCGGGCGUCGCACUACGUCAUGGGCGUCAACGCCAGCAAGCGGUGCGCCAGGGCACUCGAACUGGUGUCCAAUGGUCAAGGCGUGGUCAGGACGGUAGCCGGAUUCGCCUCCGUGGAUGAAAUGACGGCAGCUGGGCUUGUUCAGCAGGCCCUGGAACGGCUGGCCGACAUGACCACUUUCAUGAAGGCGGCGGGCGUCGUACGACAGAACUUGAUCUGCCACCCGGUGAGCGGGGAAGACUUGCGAGGUGGCGCUCGUUUGCAGCUGGAUCGAUUAGACGCGGACAGCUGGCGGCACGUGAGACGGUACAUCAGGUUGGCCGACAUCUUGGACAGUGAUUUUCAUCCACCUCUGUAACUUAUUGUGCUGGGAGUUCCACCUCCACGUUUCUUAUCCUGCGGACACUGGCUGCACUAGUGUGCGAGGAACUACGACAAAGAUGGGCAAAGGCGCCGCAGCAUCGCCGUUGUAAUCUUCCUUUGUUGAACGUUUCCGUGCCCUACUGCAGCCAAGCAUGAAUAUUUAUUACCAGUUAUUUAUUAUGCUCCAGACCAUCUAAUUGCACCGAACUCAACGGCAUGCUGAAAUGUUGCAUGACACUUUAUUUAAACACGUGACCUCUCUCUGCGGGGAAGGAAGACAAUGUGUGUAUGUCACCAUCGUAUCUUUUUACUAUAGAACUUACGUACUUAGUGUAACAUUUUUUUUUCUUUUUCAAUGCAGAGCUUUAACAUAACUGACGCCAGCGUAAAUGUAUACCAGAAUACAACAGAAUGGUAUCUCAUGAGAGCACAUAACAAUAAGAUUACUUGGUACAUUGGCUAAGAUAAUUUUUAUAGUUUGGGAUAGUAGAUAGACGAAAUACAGUUACUGGCUGCAAGAAAUCUGAGCGUUUUCGUUAGACAAGACGCCACCGCACGUCUCCACAAGUAGCGCUAAUAGAUGGCUCUUAUGUUGUGGCUUACAUCUACCUACCUCUGCUGCACGGAAACGCAGUCUACAUAUUACCAAUAGCUGACUGUAAAUUUGACAGGUGCAAGCAAUAGUGCGUCGGCAACAGCUCUGGGGCUGAAGCCAUAGAUCUCUGUGUUGCAGUAUGUCGUGUAGAAUAGCAAAGCCGUCAAAAUUAAAAAUGUAUUUUCUG